This is a messenger RNA of Aplysia californica (California sea hare), 2726 nucleotides long. RefSeq names its product E3 ubiquitin-protein ligase TRAF7. The record is from RefSeq and is a predicted model, not a curated record. The transcript is spliced from 14 exons. NCBI's taxonomy places the organism in Eukaryota, Metazoa, Mollusca, Gastropoda, Aplysiida, Aplysiidae. Bases 138 to 1988 code for a protein of 616 amino acids. Gene Ontology annotation, molecular function: protein binding; zinc ion binding.
AGUUCCGGGUGAACGAACGCUUGGAGACAGUAACUGUUCCUGGUUUGCGAGUUAAUUUUUACUGAAUACGUUGUGCCUCUGCCAACAAGGUCUGUGUGAAAUGACAAAGAUAUGAAGAGCAUGACACUCGGAAGGCAAUGGAUAUAGUUGACAAUGUUCAGACCAGGUUUGUCCAAGAGCCAUCAUUGCACCUCAAGUGUCCUGUAUGUCAGCAGCUGUACACCGAACCGGUCAUCAACAUCAAGUGUGGGCACACUUUCUGUCACUCUUGUGCCUUCAACGCGACACACUGCCCUCUGGAUGGUGCUCACUGUGACACAAGUCAGCUUGUUGUCAACAGAUUGGUAGUAGGACAGAUAGAGGACCUGCAGGUUUACUGCCGGCAUGGGGGGACCCCUAGUGAAGCCGAGAAUGGACAGAAUGGGAUUGAUUGUUGUGAGGAGAUACUGUCAUAUGGAAAACGGGAAGAACAUGAAAAGUCUUGUCCCUAUGCCUUGGUGCCGUGUCCGAACUCAGAGUUGUGUGGUGAUAUCAGAAGGAAAGAUCUUGAAGAGCAUCUUCUGAACUGUGUACGAACUCCAUGUGAACAUCAUAGUAAGGGCUGCACCUUUUGUGGCUCACGGAGUGCGGUGGAGGAUCAUGUCAAGUCGUGCGACUUCCGUGAUGUGAGCAUGCACGAUGCUCAACUGCUUCAAAGGCUCCUUGGGCAGGAAGCAGCAGUCAAGCAACUCCGCACUGACAAUGGCCGACUGACGAGUCAGGUCGCAGAACUGCAAAAAGUCAACAAAGAGAUGACUUCGCAUGUAGACAAACAAAACAGUGUGAUCCAAGGUCUUCAACUGCAGCUUGAUGAGCUAACAGCUCGAGUCAACCAAUUCAGCUCAGGAGUUCAAAUCAAGAGGCCAAUAUCAGGGUCACAGUUGUCCCUGUUGGAAGGAGAAACUGACAACAUGGAUAGCCAUAACAACAAUCACAAGAACAACUUUUUUCUGUCCUGUGUGCCAGUGAGCAGCAGCUCUGGUGUGACGGGUUUAAAGUCGACAUCUGUGAGCUCUUCAAGAACGACAAGUCCACGACGGAACAUGGAGAAGUGGGAGAUGCCACUCCAUUUCAAGUGUAUCGGAACUCUCAGGGGCCACAAAGACAUUGUUUGGUGUAUGACCACCCGGAAAGGGCGGCUCUACAGCGCUGGAGCUGAUGGCGUCGUCAAGAUCUGGAGUUUGGAACAGCUGGCUACAGGCUGCAUCAGCAACAUACAGGCUCACAAGAAUGUGAUUCACUGCAUCAGCUCGUGGGGAAACUCACUCAUCACGGCCGGAGCUGACAUGAUGAUCAGCUUCUGGGACUUGGACACCAAUGAGUACAAGUCUUCUAUACAGGCUGCCCAUGAGAAGAUCAUCUGUUCAAUGGUUGUUCACGAGGACCUGCUGAUCACUUCUUCCUUCUCUGUCAUCAAGGUGUGGGACUUGAAGACCCUGACCCUCAAGUCAACCUUGACCGGACUGAGCCACUGGGUGCGUGCACUAGCGGUAAACAAGAGCAAGGGCAAGUUGUACAGCGGCUCGCACAAUGCUGUCCACGUGUGGGAGAUGAAGGACAACUUUGACCGCUUGGCCACCAUUGACCACGAGUGUGGCUCUGUCUACAGUCUCGCUGUGACACAGACUUACAUUAUUACAGGUCAUUCAGAGGCUUUUGACAAAAACAUUCUGUUGUUCAAUGCGGAGACACAUGAGGUGGUGACCAGUCUGUAUGGACAUUUUGGCACCAUCACUUCACUGGUGACCUCCCCGUCUGGCCGCUUCUUUUUCUCGGCUUCGCAGGACAGCACCAUUCAGUUGUGGAGCCUGGAGAAUCUUCUUCCCAUCCAGAGGCUGUCUCGCCACCAGGGUAGUGUCAACACGCUGACGAUUCAUGGAGACUUUCUGCUCUCUGGCUCUGAGGAUCAUGAUGUAAAGGUGUUUCGCUACUUUCCAAAGAUCCAGUGAUGGAAGUUUGCUUCUCCUCUGCUCAAUCUGCUCAAGCUGUCCCGCUUCUGGCUCAUGGCUCCUAGUUUUUCUGUUCAACAGAUUUGCAUUCAUGUCUUCAAUUUCUGGCACUGUCAGGUCAGACAUAGAAUUCUGUUGAGCGGAUUGUUUCCGAUUUUCUUGUUAACACCCAGCUUCAAAAGGAUACCUGGCUAUCCAUAGAAGUAGAGUGUGGAAAUCAUAGCAGUAUAUUCCUAACAUGAUGCAGCAUUAGAUGCACCUUAAGGAGCGGAAAUAAUAGUCAACUGGGUUGGACUGGUCAACAAGAGGAUAUAUUAUAUUGUAAAGUUGUGUGGGGAAUGUAUACAACAAUAAAUAGGCACACUUGACUGGCUACUUGUUUUAGCUUACAAUACAAGUUUUUGUCAGGUACUGUAUUAGGUUCAGUGAGUUUUGAAGAAUUGAAGGUGUGUAUCACACUUUGUCGUAUGUGCUGCGGGUAACUAAGAUGGUUUGCCGUCUUUUGAGUUUUGAGACAUACAUCCUUCUGGACACAAAGGGAAUCAGGUUCAAUUCGCCUCCAGUGUUGACUAUUGUUUUGCUGUUUUGCUCUUUUCUAGAUUUUGCCAAUUGUAAAGCCUCUGAGUGUUAUAGCUAGGCAGGUUUGUCCAAAUGCCUGUUAUAAUAAUAAUAAAUGACAUUUAUAUAGCGCUCAACCCCGAAUAAAGUACACAGGCUCUGAGCGCUUUACAAUACAGU